Messenger RNA from Gekko japonicus, 1484 nucleotides. It is a transcript of the gene FBXO3, whose product is annotated as F-box protein 3. Bases 21 to 1484 code for a protein of 487 amino acids. NCBI's taxonomy places the organism in Eukaryota, Metazoa, Chordata, Lepidosauria, Squamata, Gekkonidae. The transcript has 12 exons. The record is from RefSeq and is a predicted model, not a curated record. Gene Ontology annotation, molecular function: protein binding.
CCGACGAGGCAGGCGUCAAGAUGGCGGCGUCCGUUGCGGUGGACCUGCAGCCUUUUCACCUGGAGCAGCUGCCCAUCGACCCGUUGCUGCUCAUCCUUAGUCUUCUGGAUUAUAGGGACCUUUACAGCUGCUGUUGUGUAAGCCGUAGAUUAAAUCAGAUUUCGAAUCAUGACCCAUUGUGGAGGAGCCACUGUGAGAAAUACUGGCUUGUGUCUGAAAAUGAGAAAUCUCAGAGAAAUAAGAGCUGGAAGGCAAUAUUUAUGGAUAUGUAUACUGAUUUAGGAAGGUAUAUUCAGUAUUAUGCUACACUUAAAAAAGCCUGGGAUGAUUUGGAAAAAUAUCUAGCACAGCACUGUCCUCGGAUGAUUGGCUCUUUGAAAGACAGUGUGCCGGAGGAAGACCUGGAUGCUGUAGAAGCACAAAUUGGUUGCAAACUCCCUGAUGACUAUCGGUGUUCAUUUCGGAUCCAUAAUGGACAGAAGCUAGUAGUUCCAGGUUUGAUGGGAAGUAUGGCACUUUCCAAUCAUUAUCGUUCUGAGGACUUGUUGGACAUUGACACAGCAGCUGAUGGUUUUCAGCAGCGGCUUGGAUUGAAACAAUGCCUCCCGUUAACCUUUUGCAUUCACACUGGAUUGAGUCAGUACAUGGCUUUGGAGAGCGUGGAGGGUCGCAAUAGUUAUGAGAUCUUCUACCAAUGUCCAGAUCAAAUGGCCCGAAACCCCUCUGCAAUUGAUAUGUUUAUUACAGGUAGUUCUUAUUUGGAAUGGUUCACCUCCUAUGUAAACAGUGUAGUAACUGGAGGCUAUCCCAUCAUCAGAGACCAGAUAUUCAGAUAUGUCCAUGAUAAAGAUUGUGUCGCAAGAACAGGCGACAUUACUGUUUCAGUCUCUACAUCAUUUCUACCUGAACUCAGUUCUAUACAUCCACCUCACUAUUUCUUCACCUACAGAAUCAGAAUUGAAAUGUCCAAAGAUGCACUUCCAGAGAAGGCUUGUCAACUGGACAGUCGAUACUGGAGAAUAACUAAUGCCAAAGGUGAUGUAGAGGAGGUUCAGGGCCCAGGAGUUGUAGGAGAAUUUCCAAUAAUAAGCCCUGGCCGAGUUUAUGAAUAUACUAGCUGUACAACAUUUGCCACUACAUCAGGGUAUAUGGAGGGAUACUAUACAUUCCAUUGUCUCUACUACAAAGACAAGUUUUUUAAUGUCACCAUUCCUAGAUUUCAUAUGGUUUGCCCAACAUUCAAGGUAUCCACAGCACGCAUGGAAACCAAUCAUAAUGAAUGUGCUAUGGAUGAGGAUGAAGAUUCAACAGACACUGAUGAAUAUGAAGACAGGCAUAGAAUCUCGAGAGUGGCAGCAUCCCAAGUGGGCCUCACAGUGCUCUCCAGCCCCGGGAACAUCUUCCCCUACCAGGACCAGGCAGAUGAUGAUGCCCUUGAGGCGCAGAGCCCUCACCGCUGCCAGCAUGUUGGUGCUAGUGUGUGA